UGUCAAGGUUUAUUAACCUCCAUUUGUUUUGUAGAAAUAAUGUCUUUUUAGAUUUUUUGCAACGGUAUGUCAUUAAUAGCCUUCUUUAUAUCCAGAACACGUCCAAAAAGUGAGUACUAGUGGAUAAUCAUCAAGACAUAUUGUAUUUCUAGGUUGUGAGGUAUCUGCAGCAAUUGUUUUGCAGAACACACACGUUUCUAUACCUAUUUAUACUAUCUUUAUAGACUACAACAUAAAAAAAAUCAUUGAAAUCGAGCAAUAUACACGAUGGCGGCAGAACCGAGUGAUUUUGUAACGUUGGUGAGGCAACUUUUAAAUCAUGGAGAUAUUGAUCGAGUGUUAACAGUGUUUAGUGAUGAAAAAAAUAAGACUGAAAUAGUGGAUGUUUCGUGGGAACUUCUACCCAUUCUGACUCAGUAUUUAACUUCUGAUUAUGGAAAAAACAGUGAAAAACUGUUCAAGGGCUGUGAAGAAUUGCUGCAGGUUGUGGCAGAUACAGCAAACCCUGAAGAGACAGUGCUGCAGUUCAUAGAAGAACUUGAAGAAUCUACAGAUGACAUACAGUUUUUAACUUUACUGAAAAGCAUCCCCAAAGUUCUGUGCAGGAUAUCCCAGAAGAGAACCAAUUCAGUAGGAUGGUGUUACAACUCUAUUCACAGCUACUUACAGCAGUGUGAAGUGCCUGAAUGUUGUGGAUUAGUAGGCAGAGAAAAACUGUUGCUUGAUAGUAAUGAAAAAGUGCAGCGAAUUUUGUUCUUAUAUUCUGAGAUUCUACAAAUUUAUGAUGAGUUUUUUGAAAGAAUUACCCCCUCAACUACUGAAGAAUCUAAUGAACAUGACUAUAUCACUAAGAAGUUUCUUGUAGAUCUUCUUGGCAUGCCUCUUGUGUACUUAGAUGUGGAAAUAUUUAAUAAUGUCAAAAGCAAAGCAAGACUGAUUGCUGAAAAUAUAGUGGGAAAGAUAUUCAAUAUUAUUUAUGAUCCUAUGACUUUAACUGUUAGAAAAUGUGUGGAUACGAUUGAUGAUCCAGUUGAUGCCAAUGUUGAAGCAGUUGCGUCAUUAUUCUACCUAAUAUUCAGUGAAGAAGUAUAUUUACAGCAGGUUCCUAAGGUCUAUGAUCCAGAUUUCUUCUUUUACAAUACCUUACAUCUAAGUGUAGCCUUACUUGAAUUUGAUCAUCAAAUUGUUGUAGAAAAAGGAAUUAAGUUCUCCAUAUCAUUAUUACAACAUAUAGAACAUAGAGAGACACCUUAUACACUCUUAGAUUCUCAAUAUCCCAAAAGAUUCUUAUUGGCUUUGUCUAAUAUUAUUGUUUACAAUAAACUUGAUAUACUGAGAAUUGCUGCUCUAGAUAUUUAUAAAAAAUUCAUUACAUCUUUUGAUCCUAAAGGAAAAUAUCUCGUAAUAUAUAACUUAGUGGAUCAUUUAAACCAUUCUGGAUUAAAGGGUUUUACAAUAACACUUUAUAAAGAAGAACUAGCUGUACAAUUGAGACUUAACAAUAACAUGUCUUGUUAUUUUCAAAAUAAAUAUUUAUUCAGUAUAUUGAGCAAAGUGUGCUAUCUACAUAAGAAGGAAGAGAGUGACUUGGUUGAAAUAUCUGACCAAAUUAUAGCAGCUUUGAAUUUAUUACGUUAUCUAUUGCUUGCAGAUAAAGAAAAUACUUCUCUAUAUAUGUGUUACAUAGAUGACAUAAAAUUGAUGUUUUUAGACCCUCUCAGGAAGGGUAUAGAUUUGUCAAGAGCACAUUAUCAGUUGAAAGUAAAGGAGAUUCAGGAGGAUAUGGUUACUAGUGAUAAGAGUAAACCAUCUUCUGAUAUCAAUAUUGUGGUUGGCGGUAAGAAUUUGGGAUUGAUGCCAAAAACUGAAAAAUUGGACGUGCUUAAUAUGUCAAUGACUGUUUUUGAUGUUAUGGAUAGCUUACUUAGUAGAGUAGAAGAGAUUAUCGAAAAUAAAAGGAGGGAUAAAAUUACAAACUGUUAG
Acanthoscelides obtectus is the source of this 1983-nucleotide messenger RNA. The record is from the annotation of a GenBank genome assembly. NCBI's taxonomy places the organism in Eukaryota, Metazoa, Arthropoda, Insecta, Coleoptera, Chrysomelidae.